AAUAAUCAAAAACAACAACAGAACAAACAACCCAAAUCACAUCUUCCCGCCACACCACAAACAACCACCACCAUAAUAAACCCAACCCAGAAAGUGUUCGACGAAAUGCCCAACCGAUCCCACUCCUUCUACUCCUACCUCUCCCUCAUCUCCCGCUCCACCACCCCACUCCAUCUCCUCCAAAUCCUCUCCCACUCCAUCAUCUCCGGCCACCACCCCAAUCUCCUCCUCUCCACCCACCUCAUCUCCCACCUCUCCUCCUCCCACCACCACUCUCUCUCCCUCCUCCUCUUCUCCUCCAUUCCCAACCCUGACCUUUUCCUCUUCAACACUCUCCUCCGUUCCACUCCUUCCCCUUCUCUCUCCCUCUCCCUUUUCUCCUCUCUCCCCCACCUCCAUCUCCAUCCCAACCCCUUCACCUUCUCCUUUGCCAUCUCCUCCUCCUCCUCCUUCCCCUCCCCUUUCCCCGGCCGCUCUCUCCACGCUCGCUCCAUCCUUUCCGGCUUCUCCUCUGACCCUUUCAUUGGCUCCGCCCUCACCAAUUUCUACCUCAACUUCGCUGAUUCACUUUCUGCACACAAAGUGUUUGAUAGAAUUCCCCAACCAGACACUGUCUCUUGGAAUUCUCUCUUGUCUGGUCUUAUUAAGAACAAUGCUUUCUCUCAGUCUUUGAUUGUUUUUAACCGAAUGUUUAGCUCCGGCACGUCUUUUGAUCCGACAACCUUUGCGGUUAUCCUCCCGGCUAUUGCCGAGUCUCAGGACUUGAACUUGGGUUUGGAAGUGCAUUGUUUGGCGGUGAAGUCGGGGAUGGCGUCGCGUUCUCAUGUUGUUACCGGCUUGAUUUCGAUGUAUUCAAAAUGUGGUGAGGUUUCCAUGGCGAGGUUUUUGUUUAAUGACAUUGAGAGACCGGAUUUGGUUGCUCGCAAUGCUAUGAUUUCCGGGUAUUCGGUGAAUCAAGACGUUGGUCUUUCGGUGAGUUUGUUCAGGGAUUUGAUGGCUAUUGGCGGAAAGCCGAGCUCGAGCACUUUGGUUGGGAUGAUCCCUGUGUUUAGUCCUUUCGGCCAUGGAUUUCUCAGUCGGUGUAUUCAUGGGUUUGUGAUCAAGUGUGGAUUUGAUUCGAAUUCACCAGUUUUGACUGCGAUCAUGACGGUUUAUUCAAGGCUGAAUGACUUAGAUUCAGCUCAGAAAGUUUUUUAUGAAAUGCCGGAGAAGAGCCUUGCGUCAUGGAAUGCCAUGAUAUCGGCAUAUGCUCAGAAUGGCCUGACUGAAAUGGCUAUCAGUUUGUUUCAAGACAUGCAAGCUCUUAAUGUCCGUCCGAAUCCAGUAACUGUAACGAGCACCCUUUCAGCCUGUGCACAACUCGGAGCUCUCAGUAUUGGAAAAUGGGUUCAUCGGAUAAUCACAGAAGAGGAUCUCGAGCUCAAUGUCUUUGUUUCAACAGCUUUAAUCGACAUGUAUGCAAAAUGUGGCAACAUAAAAGAAGCUCGAAAGGUCUUUGAUUCGACGAAAGACAAGAAUGUUGUAUCAUGGAAUGCAAUGAUUUCAGGCUACGGACUUCACGGUGAUGGUCACCAAGCUCUGAAACUAUACUCAGAAAUGUUGACUGCUCGUAUAGCUCCGACCAGCGUCACAUUAUUAUCAGUCUUGUAUGCUUGUAGCCAUGGAGGAUUGGUUGAAGAAGGCGAAGCAGUGUUUGAAUCAAUGGCUAGUGAACAUGAAGUGAAUCCAGGACCUGAACACUAUGCUUGCAUGGUAGACCUUCUUGGCAGGGCUGGGAAACUCAAACAAGCAUUGGAAUUCAUCGAAACAGUUGCAGUUGAUGCCGGUGCUGGUGUGUGGGCUGCAUUGCUUGGUGCCUGCAUGAAACACAAGGAAACAAGUGUUGCUCAAAUAGCAUCAAAUAAGUUGUUUGAAUUGGAGCCGGAGAACUCCGGUUACUAUGUUCUCAUGUCGAAUAUAUACUCAGCCAACAGGGAAUUUCCACAGGCAGCAAUGGUGAGAGAGACGGCGAAGAGUCGGAAUUUGGCAAAAACGCCCGGAUGUACUCUGAUCGAGAUCGGGGAGAAGCAGCAUGUGUUUACAUCUGGUGAUCGGUGUCAUCCACAAACGGAAGCAAUAUGCGCAAAGCUUGAAGAGUUGACGGCGAAGAUGAUUGAGGCUGGUUAUCGGGUAGAGACCGAUGCAGCAUUGUAUGAUGUUGAGGAGGAGGAGAAGGAGCAUAUGGUUAAGGUUCAUAGUGAGAAGCUUGCUAUUGCUUUUGGUCUCAUAAACACUGAACCAGGGACUGAGAUAAGGAUCAUUAAGAACCUCAGGGUGUGUUUGGACUGUCAUAAUGCAACCAAGUUCAUCUCCAAAGUCACUGAAAGAUUAAUUGUGGUGAGAGAUGCUACCAGGUUUCAUCACUUCAGGGAUGGGCUGUGUUCAUGUGGGGAUUAUUGGUGAUAGAUAACUAGAGAAUAAUUUUGGUCAACACCAAAAUGGUUAAAUAGAAAAAGAAAAUAUUAAAAUCAUUGGCAAUCCUUGUAUUUAAAUCAUUGUCAAUAGGUUUAUUUUAUACAUGAAUUAUAAGA
Molecule: messenger RNA, 2570 nt
Organism: Dioscorea cayenensis subsp. rotundata (Guinea yam)
Lineage: Eukaryota; Viridiplantae; Streptophyta; Magnoliopsida; Dioscoreales; Dioscoreaceae
Product: pentatricopeptide repeat-containing protein At4g30700-like
Biological process (GO): RNA modification
Molecular function (GO): protein binding; RNA binding; zinc ion binding
Source: RefSeq, a predicted model, not a curated record